Messenger RNA from Cicer arietinum (chickpea), 2070 nucleotides. NCBI's taxonomy places the organism in Eukaryota, Viridiplantae, Streptophyta, Magnoliopsida, Fabales, Fabaceae. The record is from RefSeq and is a predicted model, not a curated record.
ACAUAUUAUAUGCUAGACAAUUUCGAAAACAUCCUAAAUGUGAUUUUGGUAUAAAAACAUCUUUUGUUUAUGCUUCAAACCUCAACCACUGGUUCGGUCGUUUCUCUUUGGAAGCCAUCGCCAUCUGUUCUUCCUCCGCAAAGAGAAAUUAUGGGUAAUAAAUAUAGAAAUCGGAAUAUACUGUAAAACUUUCCUAAUAAAAAGGCUGAAACCCAGUAAACCCAUUAUUCGAUCCUUCCUAUGGUAAUCUUCACUCUCACCCUUACUCUCACACUCACUCACUACUCAUACGCUUGCCACCUCCAUGGUUUCUGUUUUGAAGCCACCACCCCUCUGUUUGGAAGGUCGUCAUCACUGUGAGCAAGAGCAAAAAGGACAUCAAAAAACAUUAGGACGGCUCUGGGGCGGAGAAAUAGUAACAAUUUACAAGACAAGGAAUUAUUAGAAAGAAAAGAAAGCAGAAGGGAAACUCAGGUUCAAUUGUAAAAGAUGAGUUUAAUAUCUCAGAAAGCUCGUCCUAAAAAUGAGACCAAAAGGGAGGAGGACGUUAAAGAAAAAGAGGUUGAAGACGGUAAAGAGUGUGAUGUUGAUAUCCUGGAAGUCAAAAGGAGGAAGACGGAAGAGACAAUUGGUCGAGUUAAAAGGCAGAGAUUUAAAUCUAUAAAAAAGUGCACUUACUCUGACUCACAUCAUCACGAUCAUGCAACAAACAAGCAGAAUAUGAUUAUUCAGCAAAACUCAAACAGUAGUAAGAAUUUUGAACUGUUUUCAAAGCUUCCUCGAGACUUGAUGCUUGCUAUCCUUAGUUUGGUUCCUCUUAAGUGUCUGCUUAACUCUGCAAGGCACGUUUCCAAACCUUGGGCUACUGCUAUUCAAGCCUGCCUACCUGCUAAACCACCUGGUCUUUACAUUGAAAGUUUGAUUCCAACAGUGACUUCUUAUUUCUUGAAUAUUCAAGACUAUGUCAAGGGACAAUCUGAAAGGAUUUAUUUGGGACCCCCUUUGAAAUUGGGAUUUAUAGUCGCUAUUUGUGAUGGCAUGUUGCUGCUUUGUAAUUGUUUUGGACUUACUUACGUCGUAAACCCCAUCCUUAAGUGCUGCUUUAGAUUUCCUCCUUUACCCUCUUCAAAACAAGGGGUUCACAGGCGAUCUACUAUAGCAUGUGUUCCCCGCACUGCCAAAUUCAAGGUGUUCUUAAUAGAUUGCCAAAAUGUUUCGAGGGUCAAUUGGUAUAUUUUCUACGUCCUAAGAAUUGGAAUAGACACCACAUGGAAAGAGAUAGUUAGAAAAGAAUAUAACUUGCGGGAUUACAAGUGUUGUCUUUUAUGGAAACCAGUUUAUAAUGGAGACAAUGAUAUUUAUUGGAUAACAAGGGAUGGAGUGAUUGUGAUGGAUGUUGACAAGGAAAUUAUUAUAAGAGAAUAUCCACUCCCCCCUCAAAGAGGAGUGUAUAAUAUUAAUCCAAAUGCAGUUUAUUUAUGGAUGGGAGAUCGUCUUUCUUGCAUUGUGGAUGAAAAAGACACUAUAACAUAUCAAAUCUUUACUUUAGAUAUGGAUUCAGGAAAAUGGACUCUUUAUCAUGUGAUAGGACCUUUUGAUAAUACUAUUUGCCCCCGUAAGCGUGGUUUUGAUUUUGAUAUACAGGGGACGGUUGUGUUGUUUCUGUUUUGGUUCAAUGACCAAAUUAUCUUUAGAGUAGAGUUCAUUCCAACACGAAUGCCACGAAAGUCAUAUAUACAAAUGUCAAUGUCAUCUACACGAAGAUUACCAACGGAAAAAGUACAUUUUUGUUACAAUGUCAAGACCAGACAACUGACAAAGAUUGAUUGCAUUCCAAUGGGCAAUUUUAAGGCGUGGCUUCAGACCAAUUCUCUAACUCGUUGUUAAGUACUCCAAUGUAUGCUAUGUAGUAGUAUUUAUAUUUCUCCUGCUUGGCCAAAGCAGGGAAAAGAAUGAGUAUUUAUAUUCCUAUUUCAUUAUUAUUAUGUACAUUUGCUAUGGCCAAACUACAGGUCAAGUUUUAAGGGGUUGUUUCAAUUUAUUUAUCAUCAAAUUUGUAGUUCGAUUCAA